CCGCCGCAGGCUGCUCUCCCUCUCCCUCCAGUUCGCCCCGCCCGGCCUAGGCCGCGGGACUUGCGCGCGGCAGCGGCGGUGACGAGCGGGGCCCGUGGGCCGCUGUGGGAUGGCGACGCGGCCGCUGCUGCGCGCCGUCAUCAUGGGCCCGCCGGGCUCCGGCAAGGGCACGAUCUCGGCGCGGAUCAUAAAGCACUUCGCGCUGAAGCACCUCUCUAGCGGAGAUCUGCUGAGGGACAACAUGCAGAGGAGGACAGAAGUUGGAAUCCUUGCCAAGUCCUACAUUGAUCAAGGAAAGCUUAUUCCAGAUGACAUAAUGACAUGGCUGAUGCUGAAUGAGCUAAAAGGUCUAGAUCACUACAACUGGCUGCUGGAUGGUUUCCCUAGAACAGUUGCUCAGGCAGAAGCCCUGGAUAAAGAAUGUCAAGUAGACACUGUGAUUGACCUAGAUGUACCAUUUGAAACCAUAAAAUAUCGGCUCACUGCACGCUGGAUCCACCCUACUAGUGGCAGAGUCUACAACCUUGAAUUCAGUCCUCCAAAAGUGCAGGGCAUUGAUGAUAUUACUGGAGAGCCACUUGUUCAACGAGAUGAUGAUAAGCCAGAGACGGUUACCAAGAGGCUGCAGGCUUACGAUGCACAAACAAAACCUGUUCUAGAAUAUUAUCGGGAAAAAGGGCUGUUGAAAUCCUUCUCUGGAACAGAAACUAAUCAAAUCUGGCCACAUAUCUAUACUUUCCUCCAAACCAAGUUGCCAGAUGUGAGCCAGAAAGAUGCUGCCACCCCCAGGUGAAAUUAGGUCUAACUUCUGCUCAUUGGUCAUAGCACGCACUUGAUUACAUGAGAUUCAGCAAUCUAGGAUUAUUCAAGUAGUGUACCAGACUGAUCAAUAAUUAAAGUCUAUUGUUGUCCUUAACUUACAUGAUGAUAAAACUAUGUCUUCUGUGGUUCUCUCUUCAACGCUGUAUUUGUUUUUAAUAUUAAAUAUGCCUGAGUUUUAUAAUGUAGUAACUGACUUUAACAAAAGCAGAUACUCUUGUGUCUCUGUUAAUCAGAAAACGGUCACGUUUGGCAAUAAUGGUGAAGGAAAUACAUUUCAGAAUACAGCUUAAUUACAGAGGAUUUUUGCUGACUUAAUCGUUCAUUAACUACAGCAUGAAACAAUGAUAAGGGUAUGGAAGCAAGAUUCUUGACCGCGUGAUUUGUUGUGGCCAGACAAAAGCUGUGUGGGACCAUGGCUGCCGGCCUGCAAGAAAUGCUUUCAGCUCAGAACUGGCACAGAAUCACAGAAUGGUUUGGGUUGGAAGGGAUGUUAAAAGAUCAUUUAGUUAAAUCAUCAAUCAUUUAGUUAAAGCUCUCUACCUCAGGCUGCUUAAAGCUGCAUUCACCCUGACUUAGAACACAACUUCCUUGGCAACUUCUUUCAGUUGCUCACCAUCUUCUUUGUGAAAAAAAAUUCUUCCUUAUAUAGUUGUAGGUUAAUCGUGUAAAAUGAUACCAUUCCUUAGCUUUACUGGUUUUGCUGGGGUUAAGUUACUCUUAGGUGGAUGAUUUGCCCUAUUGCCAUGGUUCUAUUUCUGCCUCCAGCUAUAUUAUUGGCAUAAAAAUGUUUAAUGACUUA
Messenger RNA from Numida meleagris (helmeted guineafowl), 1621 nucleotides. RefSeq names its product adenylate kinase 3 (gene AK3). Gene Ontology annotation, biological process: nucleobase-containing compound metabolic process. Bases 110 to 793 code for a protein of 227 amino acids. Gene Ontology annotation, molecular function: AMP kinase activity; ATP binding. Lineage: Eukaryota; Metazoa; Chordata; Aves; Galliformes; Numididae. The record is from RefSeq and is a predicted model, not a curated record. The transcript has 5 exons. Gene Ontology annotation, cellular component: mitochondrion; cytoplasm.